AUGGCCGCCUCUCUCUCAGCAGUCAUUGACCAAGUGAAAUUCGAUCUCGUCUCAAAAACACAGGCAGCGGACAAUGCAGCGAAGAGAAAGGAGAUCGCCCGCACCUUCAUCUCCGAUACUAUCACAGUCCCAACCGAGGAGAUGUACUCUUACGCUGCCCAUGCAUCUCUGGGUGACGACGUGUACUUCGAGCCAUCAACCGUAGCAUUGGAAGCUCAUAUGGCAAAGAUAACUGGCAAGGAAGCCGCCCUCUUCAUGCCUUCUGGGACUGCCUCAAAUCAGAUUGCGUUGAGGACCCAUCUCAAGCAACCUCCUUACACGAUCCUUUGUGAUCAUCGUGCUCACAUCAACAAGUAUGAGGCUGGUGGGGCUGCGUUCCACUCCGGUGCAGCCCUGACUGCCGUAGUUCCUUCAAACGGACACCAUCUCACUCUUGCGGACGUUAAAGACAACAUCAUUACUGGAACCGAUGUCCAUAUCGCCCCCACGGAAAUCGUUGCGCUCGAAAAUACAUUAAAUGGCACAAUUUUCCCUCAGGAUGAGGUCGUCGCCAUCUCUCGGUAUGCCCGCUCUCUUGGAAUUAAAAUGCACCUUGACGGUGCUCGAAUUUGGCACGUCGCCGCGGAAACUGGGACAUCUAUCAAGGAGUUGUGCGACCCAUUUGAUUCGGUUAGCUUGUGCUUCAGCAAAGGACUAGGUGAUUGCCGCCUAUGCCUUUAUUAUCAAUUUCUUCUCAACUUUUUUCAAGGUGCACCUGUUGGGUCAUGUCUCGUUGGCCCUAAGGAUUUUAUCGCAAAAGCGCGGUGGUUUCGAAAGCUCUUUGGUGGAGGCAUGCGUCAAAUAGGCAUUCUCUCGGGGUGCGCUGCGUAUGCAUUGACGAAGAAUUUCCCCCAAUUACCCAGGGUACAUGCCCUGGCAAGGAAGGCAGAAGCUGGUCUCGAAGAAAUAGGCGCGUCCAUCCUCAGCAAAGCUGAGACGUGUAUGAUUUUCUACGAUCCCUCCCCACUUGGCGUCACAUACGAUGAAAUUGCACAAAGGGGCCGUGCUCUUCCAGAGCCACUCUUCCUGGGAGGUUCACGGCUUGUUAUUCACAUUCAGACGGAGGACGCAGCCGUGGACGAUUUCUUGGGCAUUGUACGCCAACUUGCAAAGGAAAAACGCCUAGCUGGAUUUACCAAACCCGAAGGACAAUCCAAGGGUGAUAUUGAGGAUGUAUAUGUCAGGCGGAUAGUUUAA
Laccaria bicolor S238N-H82 is the source of this 1236-nucleotide messenger RNA. RefSeq lists its product as uncharacterized. Gene Ontology annotation, molecular function: L-allo-threonine aldolase activity. Bases 1 to 1236 code for a protein of 411 amino acids. The record is from RefSeq and is a predicted model, not a curated record. Gene Ontology annotation, biological process: glycine biosynthetic process; L-threonine catabolic process. The transcript has 8 exons. Lineage: Eukaryota; Fungi; Basidiomycota; Agaricomycetes; Agaricales; Hydnangiaceae. Gene Ontology annotation, cellular component: cytosol.